CAGCUGGAUGCAAACUAAAAUUGGUGGAAAACAAGAUAACAGAAAACCAGACACUUAUACAACUACUACUUAUGAUGGAAAACAAGAGGGUCGAGAAGAGUUUAGCGAUUGGCCUGAUGGCCUGCUAGCAAUUGGUACAUUUGGAAAUAACAAGGAAGCAAAAGAGAAGUGCAUCACUACUAAAGAGGAACCAUCCUCCUCUGAACAAAUCCCUGACUUCACUCCUGAAGAAAUCGGGAAGCUACAAAAAGAGCUCACUAAACUGUUGAGACAAAAACCCAAAGUGGAAAAGGAAAUCGCCCACCUUCCUUUGGACAGAUUCCUCAAUUGUCCAUCAAGCUUGGAGGUUGAUCGGAGAAUCAGCAACGUACUCUGCAGUGAUUCAGAAAAUAAAGAUGACGAAGAAGAAGUAGGAAAACAAGAACGAGAAGAAGAAGAAGAUGAUGAUGAUGAUGAUGAAGAAGAAGAAGACAUCGAGAAGACUCUCGGUGUCAUACUUGGUAAAUUCAAAGAGAUUUGUGCAAAAAACAGUAAGAAAGCAAUUGGGAAGAAAUCAAUUUCGUUUUUGCUGAAGAAGAUGUUCGUUUGUAGAAGUGGAUUUGCCCCAACACCCAGCCUUAGAGAUACCCUUCAACUACAGGAGUCAAGAAUGGAGAAGCUUUUGAGGACGAUUCUUCACAAGAAAAUAAACUCCCAGCAUUCUUCUCGGGCACUGUCUCUGAAGAAGCGACUGGAGGACAGGAAGAAGAUGCCGAUGGAGGAGGAAGCAGAGGCUGAAACUGAUGAUGGCUGUAAAUGGGUCAAGACUGAUUCUGAAUAUAUUGUUUUAGAGAUUUAACAAAUCCACCUCAACUUUUAACAUCUCUUUCUUUGCGUCUCUGUCAGAUUAAAUCAAGAAGCAAGGAGAUUAUACAAAGCAUUACGAGGGAGCGUGAAAUGAAGCUCAUUUUUUUUUAUGAGAGUUUAUCUGUGAUCUUGCACCGGCCUGAGUGCCUCGGAUCAUCACAGUCGAUCUCUCUGUUCUGUUAACAGCUACCCGCUUCCCUUUGUUUUUUUUUUUUUUUUUCAUGGUUGUUUCUGAGUAUGCAGAGCAACUCAUGUUAUACUUAAUCGUAAACACCAUAACUCCUAUCAACACCAAUGGCCAAACCUACACAUUCUGAACCUACUCUCUUAUCUGCUAAUUUCAUAUCUACUCUCCUUGUAAUAUCGCUGCCACUCAAUAAUAUUCACAACAUGGGCUAGUAAAAUACAAUUUCUAUUUUACUUUAAAAAUGUUACAUUUUUUUUUAUUUUUUAAAUGCAGUUUACGAUGUCUUUCAAUCACAAACUAUUGGACAAGAUAGGUUUUAUGUAAGUCUUAUAAUAAUUAUGCUAAAAUUAUUUCAAGAACAGUGACGAAAAAAGUCCUAGGGUUCUGCUUAAAAUGGAAUUUGACGUCGGAUAAGCCUUGGGCCGAUGUCCACCGAUGUCGGGGGUUUUGUGAGCCGACGUUAAGUUACGUCGAUAU
Vigna unguiculata (cowpea) is the source of this 1510-nucleotide messenger RNA. Its product is annotated as protein NEGATIVE GRAVITROPIC RESPONSE OF ROOTS-like. The record is from RefSeq and is a predicted model, not a curated record. Gene Ontology annotation, biological process: gravitropism; regulation of growth. Lineage: Eukaryota; Viridiplantae; Streptophyta; Magnoliopsida; Fabales; Fabaceae.